GGCACGUACAUCUUGCAGACAAGGGUUCUGCGAGGGGUCCCCGCUGUCCAUCGUCUUUCCAUUCUUACUCUGUACUAGGCUACGUGGCUUGGGCUCAGCGAUUGGCAAAUUUUGACACAAAAUGAAACGACGAACAUGUGGACCCGAGGAAAUAGUGAUCAGAGACUGCGACGCAAAUGUCCAUGAUGGGUUCGGCCAGCGCGCGUUGUUGUUCUGCCGGGACUUGACGCAGAGAAGAAGCCGUGAUUGUGAGAUCCUGUGCAGGACCAGCAAGCGACUAUAGUCUUAGCAUCGAGACUCAAGCCAAGAAACGAGCAACCACUUACAUUC
Messenger RNA from Microdochium trichocladiopsis, 330 nucleotides. RefSeq lists its product as uncharacterized. NCBI's taxonomy places the organism in Eukaryota, Fungi, Ascomycota, Sordariomycetes, Xylariales, Microdochiaceae. The record is from RefSeq and is a predicted model, not a curated record. The transcript has a single exon. Bases 122 to 283 code for a protein of 53 amino acids.